AUGACCUUAGACAAAGCCUUUAAAGCGGCCCUCAUCGUCGUCGACCUGCAAGAAGACUUCUGCCCACCAAAUGGCAGUUUGGCGGUGACUGACGGCCGCUCUAUUGCGCCUGUCAUCAACAAGCUUCUACAAUUGCCAUGGGCCCUUCGCGUAGCAACAAAGGACAUGCACCCCAAGGACCACAUCUCCUUCGCAUCCAACCAUCCUCCGCCGAACAACAAACCCUUCGAAUCCUCCAUUACCAUCUCGAAUCCUCAUAACCCUGACGAGACACAAUCCACGCGACUCUGGCCCGUCCACUGCAUCGCUGGCUCGCCGGGCAGUGAACUCAUCCCUGAACUCGAUGUCGGUCACAUCGACCACGUCGUCGAGAAAGGACAAGACAAGAGAUUGGAGAUGUACUCGGCCUUCUGCACACCUUUUCUCAACCCCAAGAUCGUCGAGACUGGGUUGGCAGAUACGCUCAGGGAAAGGGAUAUCACGCAUGUGUUUUGUGUGGGAUUGGCUGCAGACUUUUGCGUCAAGGCCACUGCUGUUGAUGCUGCGAAAGAAGGCUUUGAAACCUUUGUCAUCCGAGAGGGUACAAAAGGUGUUGAGCAAGGUGAUGAGGCUGACAAAAAGCUCGUUGAAGAGCUAAAAGAGCACAAUGUCACAAUGGUGGCUGUGGAUGGACCUGAAGUCGCAAAGGUCAGAGACCUGAAGUAG
Aureobasidium namibiae CBS 147.97 is the source of this 705-nucleotide messenger RNA. RefSeq names its product Isochorismatase hydrolase. The transcript has 2 exons. NCBI's taxonomy places the organism in Eukaryota, Fungi, Ascomycota, Dothideomycetes, Dothideales, Saccotheciaceae. Bases 1 to 705 code for a protein of 234 amino acids. The record is from RefSeq and is a predicted model, not a curated record.